Messenger RNA from Condylostylus longicornis, 3197 nucleotides. It is a transcript of the gene IntS8, whose product is annotated as integrator complex subunit 8. The record is from RefSeq and is a predicted model, not a curated record. Gene Ontology annotation, biological process: snRNA 3'-end processing. Gene Ontology annotation, cellular component: integrator complex. The transcript is spliced from 12 exons. Bases 102 to 3155 code for a protein of 1017 amino acids. NCBI's taxonomy places the organism in Eukaryota, Metazoa, Arthropoda, Insecta, Diptera, Dolichopodidae.
UUAAAUACAUUGUGGAGUGAAUUAUUAAAAUAAAAAUAAACAAAUUUUGUAUUUAACUUUUUAUAAAUUUUACAUAAGUGUAUCAAUUUUUUUUUUAUAAAAUGGACAAUCCAUUAAAACCCAAAUCUGUUCCCUUAUCUGCGGAAACUGUGCUAUGGUUUGAAUUUUUAUUGAAUCCAAAUUUGUUGAAUUCGCAUUUGAAAAAAUUAAAUCCAGAUCCUUCUCCAAUUGAAUUGAUUUCUCAAUUUAUUCAAAUGGCGCCUGAAAAUCAAAUGAUACCUCAAUACGAUUUAACAGGGGCAACAAAUCCUGAAACUGAAGGUAAUAUACCUAUACAAAAUCCACCAACACCUACCCCAGAAGGACUUAAAAUGCCAAGAAAAUCAAUUGCUUUGAAAAUAUUAACAUUAAAAAUUGCAACUCAUAUUAAAUGGAAUUUGGAUAUAAUUGAGAAAAAUUUACCCGUACAAAAGCAGAUUCAUUUAUUAAAAGAUCUAUGUACUUUAUCAUUUGGAAAAACCAUAAAUAUUCCAAUCUCAGAAGAUUUUGCAGAAAAAACUUCUGCAGAAGGUUCUGAAAAUGCCGCCAAAUUUGCACUUACUCUUUAUCAUCGCUGGGUAUUACGCCUUCAAAUUUUAAAAGACAUGGCAUUAAAAGCUUGUAGACCCCCUGCACCAAGUUUACCAGUUCCAGCAGAACCCGUGCAUCCAUUUGCCCCAGAAAUACCACCGCAGCCGAGUAUUGAUUAUUUGAAAAAUGUUGUUGCUUCAAAUGAACAGUUCCACAUACUAACUUAUGAGACAUUUAUACCCGUUCUAGCAAACACUGAAAAAAUUGUACAAAAUUACGACGCUAUGAAGGUUAUAUCAAAUAGUGAGAUAAGAGCUCAAAUUUAUUACGAUUUAGUAGGUUACUAUUUGUUUGCUAAAGAUUAUAAAGCGGCGCAUGAUGCCGUUAUUGAAUGUCGGCGUUAUUUGCUUGAACUAAAAUUGGAAUAUAAAAUAAGUGGUGAUGAAAAUAAUUUUCAUUAUUGUCAUAUUGAAGAUGAUGAAUUGGAGGGGGUGUUGCUAGCAUGUGGUGUAAGUGAAACUCCUGUUAAAUUGACUGAAAAACUCAAUAGGUCUUUGCUUAAUCAAUACGAAGGUAUAACAGAUUUAUUAAAAAUGGACAAUCAUCAGCGUGAGAUUCCUUUGAGUACUAGAAGAAUUAUUGAGUUGGAUAUUGAAGGAGCAAUAAGCCGUGGUACACUAAAAGAAUCUAAAGAUUUUGAAAUGGAGAUAGCAGCGUUAAAUGUUAUAAGAAGUAUAUUUGAAGAUGGAAAUAUUUUUUCGAACAUUGAUUUCUUUGAAAAAUACAAAAACUAUGACUGCUUUUCUAUGAUAAUUAAUGGUAUUCAAGAUAUAUUACUACACUGCAAUAUAAAUGAAAAGAACAAAAUAAAAGAUUUUUUAAUUGAUUGUAUUUUAAAAUCAAACAAUGUAAGCGGAAAAAAAUUUAUAGAACAACUUCGUACAUUUAAUGAGCUAUUUAGUCAAAGUGAACUGGAUAAUUUGACCAAAGAAAUUACAGAGGAAGAAAUUUUUGUACCUCAGUUAGCAUGUCAGGAUGAUUGGAAAACUUCAUCGAAGAUACCGCGAAUUGAGAUUGGUAACAUUGAAAGACAAUUAAUUUCCUGCUCAGGAGCUAAUGCUGUAAGAAAACUUUUGGUAAAGUUAGCAUCAACAAAUCCAACAAGGCCUCUAUGGACAGUAAAUCCUAGUUGGCAAAUUCCACAACCCAUAAAUCAGAUUCUAAGUUCACUACAACGUGGAUUUUUACAAGACUUUUCUUAUGUUUUGAUGGGAAAAGCUAGAGAGAUGGCUGUUAAAAGUGACUAUUAUGGAGCAAUAUCAAUGUUAACUGUAUUAAAACAAGAGACUCAACGACCAGACCUAGUGAACACAGCAGCCAUAACAAAAUUAGGCAAAUUGGUUACAUGGGAAAUUCUCUUAGUACAAAUAACACAAGCAUUAGAAAAGUGGAACAAAAAAUCCGUAGACCAAAUUCUCAUUAAUAAAUGUAAACAAUGUCUCAAUACAUUACAAGGCAAUGAAAACAUAAUUCCAAGAAUAGAGAUAAUCGAGCAUUGCACAAUUCUACUAUUAAAUUGUAAUGAAUGGAACGCUAUAAUGUUCUUAGAAAAAAAACUACCUUGUGUAGAAUUACAUGUUGCAUUUGCAUCUACAUUUUUAGAAUUGGAAAAAUUGAAAGGUAGUAAAAAAAUAUGUCGAGAUGCUUGGGACAUAGUUUUAAAUAUAUUUUCUUCCGGAUCGAAUAAGCGAGGAAACAAUAUUUCUGCUCCAAAUACUGGUGGCAAUAACAAUUCUAAUCCUCAAAGUGGAAAUAACAGUGCUCGUAACUCUCCAGGCCUGCAAAUAUCAACAAGUUUAUAUCCAUUCUUAAAGAAGAUAAGAGAUCAGUUAGUAUUUUCUUUAGCUAUUUCGUUAUUGUCUAAAAUUCAUAACAUUUUGAAAGAUGAUUCAAAUUUUGAUAUUAAUGGCGAAUACAUGUUUUUAUGGCCCACAAAUAUUAUAAAUCCUAUGGGAUAUAACGUCAGAUCAGUUUCAGAAACAUUAAAUUGGUUAUUAAAAGAAGCUUUGAAAUAUUAUCCCCAAAACACAGGAUGGUUAAAAUUAAGGGGGGAUUUAGAAUUAUCUAUCGGAAACAAUGAAGCAGCUAUGAGAUGUUAUAUUAAUGCCAUAAUUACAGCUUCGGAAUAUUGUAGCUUACCAUUGCAGAGAUCGGUAAUUGAUGAUUACAUUGUAAGGAAAAUGAUAAAAUGUUGCACGAAUUUGGGAUGCUAUAUGCAAGCUGCUGUUUUAUGUCAAUUUUUAGAUGAAAUUGAUUAUGGCUUAGCUUUUAAAAAUAUAUCUGAAAAAACCUCAAACUCUGAUUCUAUGGAUGCUUAUUAUAGUUGUAUUUGGGACUCAACACUUUUGGAAUUCAUAAUAAAUCAUCAUUAUAAAAAAGGAGAACAUAAUAAGAAACUAGAAGCUAUUGCCGUAAUUAGCCAAUUAGAGCUAAAUGCAAAUAACAAUGAAGAAAUAAAACGAGAAGCAGCAACAGUUAGAAAAACUAGAUUUUUGAGGGCGUUGGCAAAGCAAUAUCUUUAUUAAAAUACAUAUUAAGGGCAAAUAAAAUUUUCUUUGAUUUUUUCA